Molecule: messenger RNA, 1020 nt
Organism: Penicillium brevicompactum
Lineage: Eukaryota; Fungi; Ascomycota; Eurotiomycetes; Eurotiales; Aspergillaceae
Exons: 3
Coding region: 1-1020 (339 amino acids)
Source: RefSeq, a predicted model, not a curated record
AUGACAAAGAAAUCCUCAAAGACCCUUGCGGCUUCAAGACCUCUGGAUCCUAGCCAGACCUUUCCCAAUAUUGAUUACAACCAGCCACUGUCAUCAUGUUAUGAAGAUCCAACGAUCACCAUGGAAAUCGGCGCCAAGGCGUACACCAUUCUAGAGUCGCAUAUCGAGAAAUAUCCUCUAUUGGGUCACGGCUCCGUCACCUCGCAAGUUCGGUUACCUGAAGUUGCUGAGGAUAUCGGCCACACUCUAGUUCACUUCCUGUACACCGGGACCUACGAGACAACCGAUUCGCCACUCGAUGCAACUGUUUCCCUUGUCGAACGAGAAUAUGAGAGAAUUGUUAUGGUCUACCAUGCGUCGAGAGUUUACGAGAUCCUCGACCUGGAAAUCCUUGCCGGAAACGAAGUCUGGCUCCCAGACUACCUGCACAGGGUUUUGCAGCAAUCAUUUGCAUCGAACAAUUCUCGAUUCGAUUUUGACCACAUGCCGGGGGUUUUUGAUGACCAUGACUCUUUCAACGGCGCUCUUGUGCGAUCAGUAAUCGAAAUUCUGGCAUCGCAUGUAGAAAACCUGGAGAAGAGGCCCUCGUUGAACUCCAUCGGCGAGCGUGCCUCCACCGAAUGCUUGAUGGUUGACAAUCAGUAUAUUGUUCCGACAGAGUGUCCUGCUCUUGAAGAGGAGGCCAUCCCUCUACCCAAGGAGCCCGUUCUUGAGGAGACCGUCAUUGAGGAGCCCGUCCCUCUCUCUGACGAGCCUGCGCCAGAAGAAAGUGUUGUCAAACCACUUCACGGCGCUGAGACUGUCGCUACCCAAGUCAAUCCUGAAAAUAGCCUGGUCAAGACCUUGCUGCCUAGAGAGACUGUGUACCACAACUGGGAAAAGUUAACACCGUCUCGAAAAACAAGAAGGGUGAAGACUCUAAAGGGUAGAAGUCUACCGAUCCCAGACGAGGAAGGUGUUAUUUCAAUCCCUGUGAAAACCCUCUUAUCUCCUGAUUUUGCGAUCUCAAUCAAGAGAUAG